Molecule: messenger RNA, 555 nt
Organism: Rhagoletis zephyria (snowberry fruit fly)
Lineage: Eukaryota; Metazoa; Arthropoda; Insecta; Diptera; Tephritidae
Source: RefSeq, a predicted model, not a curated record
AUGAAGUUCCUCAUCCUCUUCGCCGUGGUCGCCACCGCCUCCGCCAACAUCGUCAACACUGGCAGCAGCGCUGUCCAGCGAUCCGACGACGGUCACGGCAACUACGAGUUCGGCUACAAUGAGGACCACGCCACCGGGGGCACCUUCCGCAAGGAGAAGGGCGGCCCAGGUUACAUGACCGGCUCGUACGGCCUCCGCGACCACGACGGCCGAGUGCGCACUGUGAACUACGUCGCCGACGCUCACGGAUACCGAGCUCAGAUUUCCACCAACGAGCCCGGCGUGGACCCCAAGCAGGACCCCGCUGCCGCCUCCAUCAACGGCGCCCACGGUGGAUACGGCAUCGCCGCUGGCCCGAUCCUCGCCGCGCCCGCCAUCGCCUCGUACGCCGCUGGCCCCAUCGCCGCCGCCGGUCCGAUCGGUUACGCUGGCGGAUACGGAGCCGGCAAGGGCUACGGUGGUGAGAUCCUCGGCGGCUAUGGCGCCCCCUCGGCCUACUCCGUGGGCAUUCAGCACGCCUCCAUCGCCGCCCCGGUGGCCUACGCCGCCGGCAAG